UAAACUCUCCAGCUUCAUUCUUCCUGGCGUGUCUCCUCUCUCUCUCUCUCUCUCCCCCUCCCUCCAUCAAUGGCGACCACAAACUCUCUCCAUCACCACCACUCUUCUUACCAACACAACCGCCACAACUUCCAUUACCAAUCUCACUUCACACCAACUUCUCUCUCCCUCAAACAACCCACUUCCACCGCCACAUUCUCAUCACUCAUCUGCUCUUCUUCCUCCUCCUCCUCCUCGGCCGUCGUCACCUCUGCUACCACCACAAACGCUUCCGACAUAACCACCGAAACCACAACCGAGUUCGAUGUCCUAGCGACCCAUCUGAUCAACCAAGAUUUCAAGAAAGCAGACGAAGAAACUAGGAGACUUCUCAUUCAGAUAGCAGGAGAAGCAGCCAUUAAACGCGGCUAUGUUUUCUUCUCUGAGGUGAAGUCCAUCUCCGUUGAAGAUCUUCAGGCUAUCGACAACCUCUGGACAAAACACAGCGAUGGGAGGUUCGGAUACAGUGUGCAACGCAAAAUAUGGUUAAAAGUCAAGAAAGACUUCACAAGAUUCUUCAUUAAAGUCGAGUGGAUGAAGCUUCUUGAUACAGAGGUGGUCCAGUAUAACUACAGAGCUUUCCCUGAUGAGUUCAAAUGGGAGCUUAAUGAUGAAACGCCCUUAGGACACUUACCGCUAACAAACGCGUUGAGAGGAACGCAGCUUCUGAAAUGCGUUUUGAGCCAUCCUGCGUUUGAGAUUGCUGGUGAUGAUGAUAAUGAAGGAGGAGAAGAAGCUGAGAACAGAGGUGGUGGUAAAGCACAGACAAAAGACACAAGAGUGUUUAAAACUGAUUACAGCUUCUGAUUGAUGUCUUUGAUUUUCAUUUGGAUUAUAAAAAUAUGUAUGAACAGUCAACUAGUUAAUGAAUAUAAACCAAAAGUCUUUAUUGGUUGAUCAA
Raphanus sativus (radish) is the source of this 940-nucleotide messenger RNA. Its product is annotated as tetrapyrrole-binding protein, chloroplastic. Bases 70 to 846 code for a protein of 258 amino acids. The transcript has a single exon. Gene Ontology annotation, molecular function: tetrapyrrole binding. Gene Ontology annotation, cellular component: chloroplast. Gene Ontology annotation, biological process: chloroplast-nucleus signaling pathway. The record is from RefSeq and is a predicted model, not a curated record. NCBI's taxonomy places the organism in Eukaryota, Viridiplantae, Streptophyta, Magnoliopsida, Brassicales, Brassicaceae.